This is a messenger RNA of Bemisia tabaci, 3130 nucleotides long. RefSeq lists its product as uncharacterized. Gene Ontology annotation, biological process: regulation of transcription by RNA polymerase II. The record is from RefSeq and is a predicted model, not a curated record. Gene Ontology annotation, molecular function: DNA-binding transcription factor activity, RNA polymerase II-specific; RNA polymerase II cis-regulatory region sequence-specific DNA binding. NCBI's taxonomy places the organism in Eukaryota, Metazoa, Arthropoda, Insecta, Hemiptera, Aleyrodidae.
GCGACCCUCUCCGCGUUAGACUAUUGGAAGAUCAUUCUAUGUCACACCUUCACAGGUGUCUUUUCGCCUGCUCCGCCGAUAUAUUAAGGGUUUUUUUCGGUACCGGUCGAGUGCGAUUUUUCGGUUCCAAAUGUUAAGUGUUUGAAUCUGUGAUAGUUAACUUACGUCGUAUUCCUCGUUAUUUGUUCCUACCGCGACUUUCUCAAAUAUUCAUUGAAGUGACGCUUAAAAUUUUCGAUUUUUUACUUAAUUCUUUAAUUUAUAUCGGAAAAAAAAUUAACGGAAUUUGUGUUCAUAAAUCUGUGCUGGUUGGAAAAAGUAGAACUGUGCGCAUUCUUUCAAUGUAAUUUUCGAGAUUCACGCGUCACCUUUCACAUCUCAGUUCAUGGAAAGUUGUCACAUUUUGCACGAAAAAGACGACGGAGAAAUUUUUUACCACUCAUUGCUCUUAUGUGUUGUUUAAUGGCAUCCGAAAUUAAAUUGUUCAGGCCAUGGACCGCCUACUCUUACGAUUUACUGCAGCCACCCAAAUGUCAAAAGUCGAACAACUUUCAAACCGAUCUUUUGAUCGAGUCUCCUCAAAUGACCAGCGGUAACAUUACGACGACGGAUACCAAAGAAAGGCAGAUGUUCGACUCGAAACCAUCGGUAGCCUCACCGUCUAGCGUCUUCGAUGAAAAACGUCAGACGUGGUGCAGUCUAAAACGCGAGUUUCUCGAGAGGAGAUGUUCAGUGCCGAACAUAUCGAAAAACUUAGAUCAUGAAGCUGAUGAGUUGAAUCAUAAGGUGACGCUGGCCGGUCAAGUGUCGAACGAGAUGAAUGCAAUGAGCACUGAUAGCCGAACUUGUGAUAAUCGUUUUAAUGUUAGCCUGGAUUUCUUUCACGUGGAACCGCAAAGUCUAGAUCCGUUACGCACAAAGAGUCUGCCGAGUUUCAGUUCGAAUUAUUUCAACUACCCAAACUGCUAUGACCCGAGUUUAAUUGCUUACGGACUUAGUCCGGAGGAUGUAUUUGGCGUCCAAAACGAACUCUUGCAUUCUCACUCGACGGAUGCCUGGAGUAAUCUGGCCGAACUCUACAGUCAGGCUAAUCAAAAAAAAGUCAAACAGCGCCCAAAGAAAUUUCAGUGUCCUCAAUGCAAUGUUGCAUUCAGCAAUAAUGGUCAACUCAAGGGGCAUGUCCGAAUUCAUACAGGUGAACGACCAUUUAAAUGUGACGUAGAUGGGUGCGGAAAAAGUUUUACGAGGAAUGAAGAACUGACCCGACAUAAGAGGAUUCACUCAGGUCUGCGGCCGUUUAGUUGCGUACAUUGUGGUAAGAAGUUCGGACGUAAGGACCAUCUGAAAAAACACGUUCGGACGCACCUUCCUCAGCCGAGGUUUGCUGCUGAGCUAGUUCAUCUCUAUCCAUUUCUUUACGGAUACUGAAAAGUGUGAUUUUUCUCUACGUUCAUGAAAAUUCGCAAGAAUAGGAAAAUCCAAAACCUAGGUAUCAAAUAAAAUUGUCUAAUAAUUCUGACCCGCAAAAUCCUUUUGUGACGUAGGUAUGGGAUGGUGAAACUACCAAUCUACACUUAUAUACAUUUUGGAAAACCUGGAUUUUCAGGAGAGCAAAACACUGUUUUAAGUUCCUUAUCUACAUAUGAUGACAGAAAGAUGAAGACGAUUCUUGAAGACAUCAAUGAUAAUUUCCAUUUUUAAAAAAAAGUUAUCUGUUGUAAAGUAUCCCGAGUAGCACAGUGCAAUGAAAAUAUUGAAUUGAAAUUGCGAUCUUUAGCAAUUGAAAUGACAUUGUUUUACUAUGAAAUUGCAAUAUUACUACAUAAUUCGGUCAAUAUGUGUCGAUUUUGAACAGGCAACAAAAGGCGUUCGAUGUGGCAGAAUGAGAGGCAAUAUGCAGCGCAAUGAAAAAUUGCAACUCACUUGAAUUGUAUUGCAAUUUAUUUCAAUAAACCAGGUGCCUUCAACCGGUAUGUAGGCAAUAUACACAACGCUUCAACGCAAUAGCAAUGAUUUUACCGUGUAUUUAAAUGUAAUUUAUUGCAAUCUGUGCUACAUGGGAUGGAUGCAGAUGCCUUAGGGGAACGUGUUUUGGGAGUUAGGGUCCAACGUUUAUCUUAAGAUACCUAUUUAAAUUUAGAACGAAGGUUAUAAGACAAAUUUCUGCCUAAUAUUAAUCAAAUUAAGAUGAAGCAAAAAAACCUCCAAGAAUAGCAUUCCUACUUAUAUUUACCGUGUUCAAGCCUCUAAUAUCUCCAAAAUUCCUUUAUCGCUGUUUUGAGCUCUUAUUUUAAAUGAGUUGAUCAAGGAGUAUUCGCACAUUGCAUAGAGCACUAUAGAUGUGAAUAUGAAUCUAUCCCACCUACAGCCAAGUAAAUAGACUCUUAAGAGAAAAACUUUAUUACUACAAAUUACAACAAACUUUAUUAACCACAAAUAUUACGAUGAGAACGUUCAUAAAGUCUGAAAUCUACUCUUUGGCGCGUUAGUAACACGCUUUCCAAAUUGCUUGCGACCACUUCCUUUUUUAAAUGCCGGCAACCAGGUCUACCUAAAAAGACGCAUAAUAAAACCUAACCUAAAUAAAUUAUCAAUUUCGCAAAAGUUUUCCAGCAUAUGAUUUCUACCGUUUAAUGUCUGAUGAUAACUUUGUUUUGAAAAAACGAAAGCAUUGAAUCAAUUUAAAUCAUACGUUAGGAAAGUUUGCAAAUACUUGCGAGAUUCCUGUAUAUUAAAUUUUCUCGCAUUUUUCUCUGUUCUAAAACCCGAUUGCCGGCCGGUACGAAAAAUCUGCCCGCAGAGGCCGGAAAUUUGAAAAAGUGUGUCACAAACUGUGCAGAUUCCGCAAGUCGCACGGCUUCAAGCUUUUAUAGUGCAACUAUCGCGAUUUAAGAGCAAGAUUUUACUUCCGGAGGUUUUAUUUACUCGGCCGUAGGUACCUUUUGUGUGAACCAGGUCCAUUAGAGCCCGCGUGGGAAAAUUAUAAUGGAUGGCGUCAUUCAUUGACACGAUAUACCGGGUGCUCCAGAGCACUCGUUAACUGAGCACCCAUUCACUAUCUUUUUCUCGAGAACGGCCGAUAAUUGAGCUUCGACCCCAAAAAAUUCAAUGAAAAUAUUUUCAGCCCGCC